Molecule: messenger RNA, 8223 nt
Organism: Salvelinus fontinalis (brook trout)
Lineage: Eukaryota; Metazoa; Chordata; Actinopteri; Salmoniformes; Salmonidae
Gene: tiam1a
Product: TIAM Rac1 associated GEF 1a
Exons: 29
Coding region: 333-5885 (1850 amino acids)
Biological process (GO): activation of GTPase activity; small GTPase-mediated signal transduction; positive regulation of axonogenesis
Cellular component (GO): plasma membrane; cytosol; synapse
Molecular function (GO): guanyl-nucleotide exchange factor activity; protein binding
Source: RefSeq, a predicted model, not a curated record
ACACCCUCUUUUCAGUCUUCAGUUUCGUCGAGGCAUGCAAGAGGCAACGUGUGUGUGUGUGUGUGUGGGGGGUUAACACGCAGCACUACGAACAGCCAGAGUGUUCCGUAGCUUUCGUCUCUGUCGCUUCUGAUACAAAUGGGUUCAUAUACAAACAAGAGUACUGUGUGAUUUAAACCAAAAGGAUUUUAACUGUUAAAUACAGUGUGGGACUCUGGGACUCAGGACACAGUAGUUCAGAGCGUCAGUUGAGGACCAUGUGGUGGAUGAGAGACACGGUAACAGAGAGGACCCCAGUGAAACCACCGCUCUACUACAGUCAUAGCUGAAUCAUGGGGAAUGUGGAAAGUCAGAAUGGUGACAGCGGUUUCUACGGAAACGAGAAAGGUCACCUGUCCCGAAAGCACACGUCCCGAUCCCUCCGCCUCUCCAACAAGCAUCAGAAUCCCAGUCGACACUCUCUACGACCCUCUCUACGACCCUCGGCAGGGAAAUCGGAACACCGGAAUUCCGAAGCCAGCACCCGCUCCUCCAGCACGCCCAGUAUCCCACAAUCCUUAGCGGAGAACGGCCUGGAACCUUUUAACCAGACAGACGAGCUGGGGGAGUUUGGAAUCAACCCUCAUUGGACUGACCGCGUCGCCAUGACGAUGAGGCCUUCCGAGUCCUUCCCGCACGACGACGACGACCUCACCGGUGACCCCGCUUCAGCCACGCCCACUCCGGAAACCUCCGAGGUGGACACGAUCGCUCUGCAACGUGAAGGAGUUGAGGAAGAAGGAGGGACGACGUACCCGGUAGAAGAGGAGGACGCGGAGAGAGACGGAGAUGUGCGGUACCUCCAGAGGGUGAACGAGGGACCGAGGGAAGAAGGAGGGACGACGUACCCGGUAAAAGGGGAGGACGCGGAGAGAGACGGAGAUGUGCGGUACCUCCAGAGCGUGAACGAGGGACCGAGGGAAGAAGGAGGGACGACGUACCCGGUAGAAGGGGAGGACGCGGAGAGAGACGGAGAGAGAGACGGAGAUGUGCGGUACCUCCAGAGGGUGAACGAGGGACCGAGGGAAGAAGGAGGUUGUAAGAAGAAGAGGUCUAAAUCAGCGGACAUGUGGAGAGACGACAGUCAGGAGUUCUCUCUGUCAGAUCUCAGCCAGGACCACCUCACCUCCACCGAAGAGAUUAUAGAUGGAGGAGAGGAAGAGGAGGGAGAAGAGGAAGAGGAGGAGGAGGAGGAGGAGGAGGAGGAAGAGACGGUCAGUUCCAGAGGAACUGCAGGUUCUGCAGAGAGAGCCUCAUCACUAGACCACCUGUGUAGUGAGCGCAGCCAGCCGGUUCUGCGAGGAACACAUAACCGUUACGCCAAGAACCACCGGGACGGGGAACGCACCACCCACAGAGGAAGGGAUGAAGAGGGGGAUGAAGGGCUGAUCUCCCCCCAGGAGGAGGAGGGAAGCGGGUAUGGGGCGUUUACGCUGCCCUGUCGGAGGUCCCACUGUCUGUCUGAAGGUCUGCCAGGACACCAGGUGGUGCCAUGUCCGACCUUCCAGGGCCGACGGGCACAGACUACACAGGACAUAUCAGGUGUGCUGGGAGACGGCAGUGGGUAUGGCGACAGCGGCAUCGACGGGGUUGCCACGGAGAUGGACGGGGAAGUGGGGCCAGGGUCACGACGCUGUAAGGCCAUGUCGGCCUCGUUCUCCGUCUACUCUGCUGCCGGGAGCAGCGCGUUUAACGGGAGUGACAGCGGGAGCAGUAGUGGAGGAGGAGGAGGAGGAGGAGGAGAGGGAGGAGGAGGAGGAGGAGGAAGAGGAGGAGAGGGAGGAAGAGGAGGAGGAGGAGGGAGAAAAGGAGGAUGGGGAAUGUAUGAUAACUUCCAUCAGGACUUUGAGAAUCAACACUGGACUCGUCGAGAGCGUGACUGCACGGAGGAGGCGGGCUCAGCUGAGAGUGACGAGCGUAGCAGCGGCACACUGAGCACGGCUUACCCAUCGGACGCUCUCAUUGGCUGCUGUGCGCAGGGCACGGUGAGGAAGGCGGGAGCUCUGGCAGUGAAGAACUUCCUGGUUCACAAGAAGAAUAAGAAGGUGGAGCCAGCCACCAAGAGGAAGUGGAAACAUUACUGGGUGUGCCUCAAAGGAUGCACUCUGUUCCUGUACGAGACUGACGGGCGGUCGGGGAUCGACCACCACAGUGUUCCUAAACACGCGGUGUGGGCUGAGUACAGUAUCCUCCAGGCCGUACCUGAACACCCCAAGAAGGACUUUGUCUUCUGCCUCAGCGACUCUCUAGGGGACGCAUAUCUCUUCCAGACGACGGGCCAGACGGAACUGGAGAACUGGAUCACGGCGAUCCACUCAGCGUGCGCGGCUGCCGUUGCUAGGCAACAUCACCGGGAGGAUACGGUGCGGUUGCUAAGGACAGAGAUCAGGAAACUGGAGCAGAAGAUAGACAUGGACGAGAAGAUGAAGAAGAUGGGAGACAUGCAGCUCAGUGCCGUGACCGAUAACAAGAAGAGAAAGACUAUUCUGGAACAGAUCUUCCUGUGGGAGCAGAGUCUAGAACAGCUUCACCUGGACAUGUUCAGAUGUCGCUGUUACCUGGCCAGUCUGCAGGGAGGGGAGCUGCCCAACCCUAAACGCCUGCUAGCCGUGGCGUCCAGAGCCACAAAACAGGCGAUGGGACGCCUGGGAAUCUUCUCGGUGUCUUCCUUUCAUGCGCUGGUGGCGGUGCGUACAGAGAGCGCGGUGACGAAGCGGUCCCAGGCUACGCCCCGCCCCUCUAGCAAACGUCGGAGUCGCUUCUCUUCCCUCUGGGGGCUCGACACCACAUCUAAGAAGAAGGUGAAAGGUCGACCCAGCAUCAACCAGGUGUUUGUUGCUGGAGUGGAACCGGUGAUCAAACCAACAGUUCCCCUUGAAGAUACGGCCAGUGAGAAAUCGAAGGAGGAGGGUUCAUUGAAAAUUAUUCCCCAGGACAGCGUGGACAGUGAGAUUUGGGUUCCUGACUACCUGGCCCCGUCCUGGGUGUGUCUACCUAACGACCAGCCUGUGCUAGCCGUCAUUCAACCAGGGGAGACUGCAGAAGAUACGCUGGACAUCGUCUGCAAGGCCCAUAAACUGGACCCGUCUAACUUUUACCUGCUCUUGAAGGUGUGUGUAGAGGAGCAGCUGCUGCUAUAUGUUCCCAAACUGGAAGAAGACAUCUCUGAUCUGCUCUACAAAGAGAUUGAGAUAUGUCCCAAAACCACCAAGAUGAUCCACUUCGACAAAGCUGAGUCCUGCACGUUGGCAUACGGUUUCUCAAUAGCAGUAGUAGACGAGGAGGGGACUCAGAAGCUCCACAUCACUGAAGUAAAGGCAGGAGGACUGGCUUCCGCUAAAGGCCUGCUUGCGGGUGAUGAGAUCCUGUUGUUAAAUGGUAAACCGGCGUCGGCUCUGGGCGUGGUGGAUAUGAGGUCAGCGUUAGUCGGCCCUUCGUUGUCCCUGAGCGUGAGCACCCUGCCGACCCUUGAGCCCCUCUGCCCUUUUCCCCCUCGACGCUCCAACACAGCAGAAUACGACACCUGUACGGACAUCUAUUCCCAGAGCCAAGAAGACAUUCUGGAUGAGGUAUCAGGGUUGACGGUGGUCAGUCCGGAUGAUACUCUGGAGGAUGAGUCAGUUCUGGAUCUGGAGAAUUCAGGACGCAACCAGGCGGACUACGCUGAGACAGGACACAAAAGUACUGAGCAGGUGACUGCAUACUGCCGGAGUCUCCAUGAGAUGAAUCCUUCCCAUGUUCCCCCACAGUCUUCCUCGUCCAGCACUUCCUCCCUCUCUCCCAGCCAGUCGAUGCCAGUGGUGGCGGGCGCUGCCAUCCAGAGACAGCUGUCACACGCCGACAAACUACGUAAAGUCAUCAGUGAACUGGUGGAGACUGAGAGGACCUACGUCAAGGACCUGGGCUGUCUGAUAGGGCGCUACUUGACCCCUCUGCAGAAGGAGAGCUUCCUCACCCAGGAUGAGCUGGACGUCCUGUUCGGUAACCUAGGAGAGAUGCUGCAGUUCCAGGUUGAGUUCCUGAAGACUCUAGAAGACGGGACCAGACUGGUCGCCGACCUGGACAAGCUGGAGAGAGUAGAACAGUUUAAGAAAGUGCUGUUCUCUCUGGGUGGAUCGUUCCUGUACUACGCCGACCGCUUCAAGAUCUACAGCGCUUUCUGUGCCAGCCACACCAAGGUCCCCAAGGUCCUGGCCAAAGCUAAGACCGAUGCAGACUUCAAGACGUUCCUAGCGGAGAGGAACCCCAAACAGCAACACUCCUCAACCCUGGAGUCCUACCUGAUCAAACCCAUCCAGAGAAUCCUGAAGUACCCACUGCUACUGAGAGAGCUGUACUCACUGACUGACCCCGACAGUGAAGAACACUAUCACCUGAAUGUUGCGAUGAUGGCCAUGAACAAGGUGGCCAGUCACAUCAAUGAGAUGCAGAAACUUCACGAGGAGUACGGAGCCGUGUUUGACCAGCUCAUCAAUGAGAUGACCGCAGACAAGAAGGAGGUAUCCGAUCUAUCCAUGGGCGAUCUUCUCCUCCACUCCACCCUGGUGUGGAUCAAUCCUCCAGCCUCCCUGGUCAAGGGCAAAAAGGACCCUGAGCUGGCUACCUUCGUGUUCAAGACUGCGGUGGUCUUUGUGUACAGAGAUCGCUCCAAGCAGAGGAAGAAGCUUGGCGGGUCUCAUCGUCCUGCUGUGUCAGAUGACAGAGUCCCGUUCCUUUUCCGUCACAUGAUCUCAACAGACGCCCUACAAGUCCGCGCCCUCACAAACUCCGAGGGUACAGCGAUGUGUGAGAUAGUUCACGUGAGGUCAGAGUCUGAGGGGAGACCAGAGAGAACCUUUCACCUGUGCUGCAGUUCUGUGGAGAGUAAGAAGGACUUCCUGAAGACAGUCCACUCCAUCCUGAGGGAUAAACAACGACGUCAGCUGAUGAAGACUGAGUCUCUACCCCCCAACCAGCAGUAUGUCCCCUUCGGAGGAAAACGUCUCUGUAACCUCAAGGGAAACAGACCGGCAAUGAACAGAGCAGUCUCAGCCCCGUCUCGGACCCUUGGUCGCAGGAAGCUGGUUAGGAACCGAUUCAUCAUUGACACCGACCUCGUUCUCCAUGACAACCACGAAGACUCUGACUCUAACCCCUCCCACUCUACCCAUGACCAUUCCCACCAGCCUCCACAUUCCCAUAACCUCGUGCCUCCUACCCAGAAGCCUCAGCAGCGGACGCUGGUGGUGACUGGAGGCGACACGGACCGCUGGGUGGAGGAACAGUUCGACCUGGGUUGCUACGAUGACCAGGGAGGAGUGACGGGGGAGGAGAGGAGGAUGGAGGGAGGGAUAGAGGGAAGGAUGGAGGGAGGGAUAGAGGGAAGGAUGGAGGUGAAAGAGACGGACAUUCUGAGCGACGAUGAUGAGUACUGCAAGUCAGUCAGGGCUUCGUCAGCCGAAUCCAGCCUCCUGGAGGAGAGGAUGGAGGGAGCAACUCUAGAGGAGAGGAGCAAAGACCAGGACAGAGGGGUAGAAGAGGAGGCGGAGGAGGCGGAGGGAAAGAAAGGCGAGAGGAGACAGAACGGAGAGGUAGAGGAAGAGAGGAGGACCUCCCAGGGCAUUUUCCAAGAGGCCGAGGGGGGUGAAAGGGGUGAGUUACAGGUAGACUCUGACUCCCCCGUCCCUCCCCCCUCACGGUCCCCCGCCCCCCCGGCGAAGAUUGCCCCCCUCAGAAAGCAAUGGGCCGCGGAGGGCGUGGCCGGGAAGCAGUGUUCCGUGGAGCGAGUGGCCGAGAGGGACCACUGUGAUGUCAUCUGGGUGCGACGCGAAGACUAUGCCAACGGAGGGAACAACGACGUCUUCUGAGACUAAGGAAGGGAUGAACAACAGAAAGAGAGGAAGAGAAGAGAUCAACGCCUUCUAGGGAGAAGAGGAUAUGACACACGGGAUAGGACAGACGGGAUAUGACGAUGGGACAUGACAGACGGGACAUGACAGAUGGGAUAAGACAGACGGGACAUGACAGACGGGAUAAGACAGACGGGACAUGACAGACGGGACAUGACAGACGGGACAUGACAGACGGGACAUGACAGACGGGAUAUGACAGACGGGACAUGACAGACGGGACAAGACAGACGGGACAAGACAGACGGGAUAUGACAGACGGGAUAUGACAGACAGGAUAUGACAGACGGGAUAUAACAGACGGGAUAAGACAGACGGGAUAAGACAGACGGAACAAGACAGACGGGACAAGACAGACGGGAUAUGACAGACGGGAUAAGACAGACGGGACAAGACAGACGGGACAAGACAGACGGGACAUGACAGACGGGAUAUGACAGACGGGAAAAGACAGAUGGGAUAAGACAGACGGGAUAAGACAGACGGGCUAAGACAGACGGGAUAAGACAGACGGGAUAAGACAGACGGGAUAUGACAGACGGGAUAUAACAGACGGGAUAAGACAGACGGGACAAGACAGACGGGAUAAGGCAGACGGGCUAAAACAGACGGGAUAUGACAGACGGGAUAAGACAGACAGGAUAUAACAGACGGGAUAUAACAGACGGGAUAAGACAGACGGGACAAGACAGACGGGACAAGACAGACGGGACAAGACAGACGGGAUAUGACAGACGGGAUAAGACAGACGGGACAAGACAGACGGGACAAGACAGACGGGACAUGACAGACGGGAUAUGACAGACGGGAAAAGACAGACGGGAUAAGACAGACGGGAUAAGACAGACAGGCUAAGACAGACGGGAUAAGACAGACGGGCUAAGACAGACGGGAUAAGACAGACGGGAUAAGACAGACGGGAUAAGACAGACGGGAUAUGACAGAUGGGAUAUGACAGACGGGAUAUGACAGACGGGACAUGACAGACGGGACACAAAUGUGACUGCUGAGUUCGUUCACACAAGCUUUAAAUAGGAGGUUUUCGAGGAGGGAUGAAGGACCCUUGUCGAUGUAAACUCUAUCUCCUCUCACCGCUCCACGCGUGUAUUCCCCAGGAACCAAACAGGGGAGGGAUUAACCGGAACUUUGUCCAAUAAAGAAACACUCAUUUUCAUUUACGAAACGUUUUUUUUCCAUUACAAAACGAUUUGCACUAAUGAAUACAACCCCCGUCGCUCACCUUCUCCUGACAAUCCUACUGUCUUCUACUCGGCGACAGACUCACAGGCUCACAAUGCCUCAACUGAACUGCUAUCAGAUGGGAGAGAGAGGCCGUACACGCAAACACACUGGACUAUGAUCUUGUUGCCAAAAAAAAACGACAAAAAAAAACGUUUAUUUUUCAAACGCAGGAAUGACGGGUCAUAUUUUUGCUUCUCUGACUUAGAAACUGUGUUUGUUUGUUUUGUAACACUCAAGGGCUGUGUGUAACUUCGAAAUCCUUGUCUGCAUCUCAGAUGCUACCGUACCGUGUACCCUUUUUAGUGCACUAUUUUUUCACCCUGGACCCAUAGGGUUCUGAUCCUAAACCUUGUCUCCAGGAGCUACAGACUGCUGUGUAAUAUAUGACAUAGAGAUAGAUAGAGGACACAACUUGGAUAUAAUUACAAAGAGGAGAUCUCUUUCCAUCUCUAUGGUGUACAACCCUGCUAGCUUUACCGCGCUUAUACUCUUCUGCUCUAUAUCGGCUGCUGAUAGAACUCGGAGCAACUGUCCAGGCACAAUUAUAGCGUAUUGUCUUUUCUAAAAUAACAUUUUUAUUCACGUCUACCAACAUAUUUGUUCAAAUCUUGAUUUUGUUGACUAAAAAUGAACUAAACAAUUAUUUUUUUUGUUUUUAUUUCUGUUUACAUGACAUCCAGUGUUACUCACUCCCUGACCCUCGCACGGGACAGGAUAUGACAUCAUAAUAGUAAUAAUAUGACUUCCUGUUUUACUUGAAUUUUCUUUGGAGUUAUGUUUGAAAGGAAAAUGUUGACAAAACACUGGCUGUUACUGACUGCAAAGCAGGAUCAAUGAAUUAGCAGGAUCAAUGAAUUAGCAGGAUCAAGGAAUUAGCAGGAUCAAUGAAUUAGCAGGAUCAAUGAAUUAGCAGGAUCAAGGAAUUAGCAGGAUCAAUGAAUUAGCAGGAUCAAUGAAUUAGCAGGAUCAAGGAAUUAGCCAGCUGACGUUGAUUACAAGAAAACCAUAAUUUUUCUGGUUCAUUAAGAAAGCUAAACUUAGAUUUUGUUUUUUG